Coregonus clupeaformis (lake whitefish) is the source of this 800-nucleotide messenger RNA. RefSeq names its product zinc finger HIT domain-containing protein 1-like. Gene Ontology annotation, biological process: chromatin remodeling. The record is from RefSeq and is a predicted model, not a curated record. The transcript has 5 exons. The coding region runs from base 75 to 548 and encodes 157 amino acids. Gene Ontology annotation, molecular function: nucleosome binding. Gene Ontology annotation, cellular component: Swr1 complex. Lineage: Eukaryota; Metazoa; Chordata; Actinopteri; Salmoniformes; Salmonidae.
UCUGUGACAAAUUGUUCGCUGCAGGCCUACGUAGAUUCUCCAAACGCGUUUGCUGCUAAAGUAGGAAGGAUUAAAUGGUUUUUGAAAAGAAGUCUUCGGCCCGUGUUGCGGAGGCAGGACAGAGGCGUGUGUUGGACGAUGCAACACGCCAGCGGAGGUUAAAUCGCCAGCUGGAUGCUCUAGAGAAGGACAACUUCCAGGAUGACCCUCUCUCCUCCCUGCCUCCCGCCGGUCCUGCCGCCCGCCUGCCCACCUUUAGCGAAGGAGACGAACCUGGUAAGAAGAAGAGGAAAACUAGAGGUGAUCACUUCAAACAGAGAUUUCGCAAAAACUUCCAGACUCUACUAGAAGAAGAGAACGUGUCUGAGAGGGAGGAGCCUAAUUACCUGUCAGCUGCGGCCCCUCCCUCCUCGCUCCCCCCUCGUCUGUUCUGCUCCGUCUGUGGAUUCCCCUCCUCCUACACCUGCUGCUCCUGUGGGGGGCGCUACUGUUCCACACGCUGCCUUAUCACACACAGAGAGACCAGGUGUCUGAAGAUGACUCUGUAACAGCUCAUCUGACCAUACUUGGUCAUGCUCACAGAAUGUGGAUGGUAAAUUCUUCCACCUGUAGCUGUCUAGAAUGUUACAACACAGGAACGGUGCUACGGUUAUGACCGUGUACCAGAGAUGCUAUGGAGAGAACACUACCAGAGAACUAAUGGGGAACGCAACUAGAAAGUUACAAACAUGGUCUGAAGCAGUAGCGGUGCAUGGGUAAAAUCACUGGGAAAGCCAGAAAAAAAGCCAUAUUUCAACCUA